AUGGCCGAUGCUUUGAAGGUACUCAGUGAUUAUUCCACAGUGGUCAGUCUCGGUGUUGUAGCGGGUACUACAGCAUACUGGCUAUUAACAAGACCUAGUCCUAUUAAACCAAAGAUUGACAUUAAUAAGCAAUCUAUAGAACUGCCGGGUAAUGAACGAAUUCAUGUCUUUCCAACUGUUAAGAACGGCAAAUUAACCGAAUAUUUGUACGAAGAUGUUAAGACCGUACAUGAAGGGUUUCUUAGAGGGCGAAGACUAUCAGGUUCGGCACUUCAGCAGUCUAAUUCUGUCCUCCAUACAGAUUUUAAGAAAGCUGAGGACAAUCUACGACAAUCUGCUAUUUUUUAUAACAAAGUCAAUUUACUUUUUAACAGGACUAAUUUUGUAGAGAUCUUGAGUCAAAAUAGAAUGGUAAAAAUCAAGUUGGGUUAUCUUGGUGAAUGCGAAAGAGAGAGAUAUCCAAGAAAAAAAGAUAUUGUUUUUGAUAUAGCUAAGGAUUUUGGUGCUGGAUUGAUACAUAUAGGUUGUAAACCACAACCAGACACAUUUAUUGGAAUAUAUUCAGUUAAUAGAUUGGAAUGGGGUAUCACAGAGCAGGCCUGUAUGAUGUAUUCACAUGUACUUGUACCACUGUAUGACACGCUAGGACCCGAUGCGUGUUCAUUCAUCAUAAACCAAGCGGAAAUUUCCACCAUUGUAUGUGACACAUCGGCUAAAGUUAAACUACUGCUAAAUAAUGCAACUAAAAUUCCUGCUAUGAAAACAAUUAUUAUGUUUGAUACGCCAACGGAUGAGGUGAAAGAAGAUGCACUUAAACAUGGAGUUGAAAUUAGACAUUAUAACGAAGUGAAGGAGCUUGGUAGAGAGAAUCCGCAUGAAUUAGUGCCGCCGAAACCUCAGGAUCUUUUCACGAUUUGUUACACGAGUGGAACUACAGGUAAUCCUAAAGGAGCAAUUUUGACGCAUGGCAAUAUGGUUGCCACGGUUGCAGCAUUCAUAGAAAUGAUGACGCCAGAAAUUGAGUUUAGUGAAGAUGCCACACAUCUGUCAUAUUUACCAUUAGCACAUGGAUAUGAGCGACUGUGCCAUGCUAUUGCUAUGUCACAUGGUGCUAAGAUUGGAUUUUAUCAAGGGGAUAUUCGAAAACUAAUGGAUGACAGCAAAUCAGUGCAGCCGUUGGCAUUUCCAUCGGUUCCACGACUUUUUAACAGAAUUCAUGAUAAGGUUGUUGCAGGUGUAAAUAGUAGUUUUAUUAAAAAAACUUUGUAUAACAUGGCAUUUAAAAGUAAAGAAUCUGAAGUUAAAAGGGGAAUAAUACGACAAGAUAGCAUGUGGGAUAAAUUGGUAUUCGGUAAAAUUCAGUCGCUACUUGGUAACAAAGUCAAGGUUAUGUUUAAUGGUGCUGCUCCAUUGUCAAGUGAAACUAUGAUGUUCUUACGAGUGGUAUUUGGUUGUCACGUCAUCAAUGGAUAUGGUCAAACAGAAAGUGGAAUUGCAGCGACGCUUACAAUGCCUGGAGACCACAACACAGAUCAUGUUGGUUCACCAAUGCCUUGUAAUAUGAUUAAACUUGUGGAUGUACCAGAAAUGGAAUAUUAUGCUGAAAAUAACCAAGGAGAGAUUUGUUUUAAAGGGUAUAAUGUAUUCCAAGGUUAUUAUAACGAUCCGGAUAAAACCAAAGAAGCUUUAGAUGAAGAUGGAUGGUUACAUUCCGGUGAUAUAGGAGAAUGGUUACCAAAUGGUGCUCUUCGACUUGUUGAUAGAAAGAAACAUAUCUUCAAACUUGCUCAGGGCGAAUACUUGGCACCAGAGAAAAUUGAGUCUAUCUACAUAAGGAGUCCAUUUGUACUUCAAGUAUUUGUACAUGGUGACAGUUUUAAAAAUUAUGCUGUUGCUGUCAUUGUACCUGAUCCAGAUGAACUUUCAAAAUGGGCAAAAAGUAAUGAAAUAUCAGGAACGCUACAGGAACUCUGUAAAAAUAAGGAUGUCAAGAAAGCUAUUUUAGAAGAUAUACAAUCUAGAGGCAAAGAAUAUGGGUUAAAAUCAUUUGAGCAGGCCAAAGAUAUACAUGUGGUACCUGACCAAUUUACAGUAGAAAAUGGUUUGUUGACACCAACCUCUAAAUCAAAACGACCAGCAUUGAAGAAAUAUUUUAUGACUGAAUUGGAAGCACUGUAUAAGGAAUAA
Messenger RNA from Saccoglossus kowalevskii, 2187 nucleotides. Its product is annotated as long-chain-fatty-acid--CoA ligase 5-like. Gene Ontology annotation, cellular component: endoplasmic reticulum; membrane. The record is from RefSeq and is a predicted model, not a curated record. Lineage: Eukaryota; Metazoa; Hemichordata; Enteropneusta; Harrimaniidae. Gene Ontology annotation, molecular function: long-chain fatty acid-CoA ligase activity. Gene Ontology annotation, biological process: fatty acid metabolic process.